AUGUUCACUGUAUUAAGUACUGUUUAUUUCUUAAUUGGAAUCGGUCAGGUGGUGCUGGUGCAGGCCUUUGACUGUCAUUGUGGUAAGCCGUCGGACAACAUAGUAGCCAUGAGGAUCGUAGGUGGACGACGAGCAGCACCUCACUCCUUCCCAUGGACCGUGGCGAUCUUAAAAAAAGAUCGCAUGCAUUGUGGCGGAGCGAUAAUAACAAACAAACACGUCCUCAGUGCUGGACAUUGUUUUCAAUGGGACAAUUUUAAACUGAUGGAGGUAUUAAUAGGAUUAGACAAUAUGGAAGACUUGAAGAAUGUAGAAAAACGUAACAUUUCAAGUGUUGUUAUACAUGAGGCGUUUACGUCAACUGCGGUUAGAGAUGAAAACGAUAUUGCGAUAGCUACACUAAAAACCCCGGUUCGCUUUAAUGAAAAUAUUAUUCCUAUAUGUUUACCCGAAGUAGGAGAAACCUUCGCAGGUAGGGUUGGAACAAUAGUUGGGUGGGGCCGUGUCGCUGUAGAAAAGUCAUCAUCAAAGGUUCUUCUAAAAGCAAGCCUGCGAAUUCUUUCUGAUGAAGACUGUUCAAAGUCACAAUUAGCACAGCAUUUGAAACCGACUAUGAUGUGUGCUUUCUCUAAAGGGAAAGACGGUUGCCAGGGUGACAGUGGAGGGCCUUUAUUAGUUUUUGAAACUGAUGAAAAGUAUGUUCAAGCAGGUAUCGUGUCUUGGGGCAUUGGAUGUGCUGAUCCCAGGUAUCCUGGGAUUUACACAAAAGUUAGCAACUACAUCGAUUGGAUCUUGGGACAUACUAAAGACGGAACUAGAUGCAAAAGUUGA
Arctia plantaginis is the source of this 831-nucleotide messenger RNA. The record is from the annotation of a GenBank genome assembly. NCBI's taxonomy places the organism in Eukaryota, Metazoa, Arthropoda, Insecta, Lepidoptera, Erebidae.